AAUCUCCCACCACUUAUCCUUGCCCAGCGAGAGAGCUCGCUUCGCAUGCGGAUUCCAAACCCAGCUCCACGAACGCAUUGUUGUUCUCCGUAGUCUCUCCCAGCCGUGACGGAGUUGAAAGUGAAAGUAUUUGAAAACGCGUUGGAUUACUCUUUCCUCGUAUGAGCAGGUUUAUGAUUUGGCACAGACAAGCAAGAUAGUUGAAUGACUAGAAGGCAUCAAAGAUGGAUGGAAGAAAUCCUUGUGGAAGUGGAGGCACACUUCACUUCGAGACAGCACCUCUGAAGAUUGUUCGUGCUGAAAAGCAGUUUAUGACAGAUAACUUUGGUAUUCAGUACCUUGAUUGUGUUUCCAAUGUUGCACAUGUUGGACACUGUCAUCCUCAUGUUGUAGCAGCUGGCAAAAAUCAGAUGGCAACAUUAGUCUCAGCUCAAGGUUUUAUGAAUGAUGCCCUUACCAAAUACGUGAAACAGUUGGUGAACAAAUUACCAGAUGUUCUUAGCAUCUGCUACCUUGUUAAUUCUGGAUCUGAAGCUAAUGAUCUAGCAUUGAGAUUAGCACGUGCUUAUACCAAUAGAAAAGAUGUAGUUGUUUUUGAUGAUGCCUACCACGGGAACCUAGGAAACUUGAUCGAUAUUAGUCCGAAGAUGUUCAAACAAAUGCCACUGGGGAAGAAAGAAUUUGUUCACGUCAUUCCAUGUCCAGACACAUAUCGUGGCAUUUACCGAGAGGAUGAUGUAAGAGCAGCUGAGAAAUAUGUGAAAGAAGCAGAACAUAUCAUUCACCAGGCCAGUAGAAGUAACAGAAAAAUAGCAUGUUUUGUCUCAGAAUCAAUAGUGGUCAAUUGUGGCGUCAUUGUCCCUCCAAGAAAUUACUUCAGACUCUUAUAUAAUUUGAUCCAUGAAAUUGGAGGUGUUUGCAUUGCAGAUGAGGUACAGACUGGGCUAGGAAGAACAGGAGAAUACUUCUGGGCAUUUGAGCAUUAUGGUGUGAUUCCUGACAUAGUUUGCAUUGGCAAGCCUUUAGGAAAUGGUCACCCAAUGGGAGCUGUUAUAACUACAAGAGAAAUUGCAGAUUCCUUGGGGGAAUAUUACUCAACUUUUGGUGGUAACCCAGUUGCAUGCGCAAUAGGCAUGGCUGUCUUGGAUGUUAUUGAAAACGAAAAACUAGUUCAAAGUGCCAAAGCAGUUGGUAAAACUCUCCUAGAGAAUCUUCAGCAGUUAAGACUUAACCAUAGGGUUAUAGGAGAUGUAAGAGGGAUUGGACUCUGCAUUGGAGUGGAAAUUGUUGAGCAUAAGACCAGUCGUAAACCUGCCACAGCCCUUGCACAAACCAUUAUAUACAAGUUAAAGGAGGAGCACCACAUUCUGGUCCAAGUGCAAGGUCCUGGCCGUAAUGUGAUUUGUAUAACACCUCCUAUGUGCUUCACGCAGACUAAUGCCCGGUCACUCUUCAAUGCGCUUGAUGCUGUGCUCAGCUCACUUGCGCAUAGUAAUACAGAAGGGAUUAUUGAUAUUGCCAGUAACAUCGUAGUCCCUCAUCCCAGAUCAGUCCUCUCCAUGGAAGACUUAGAGAAUAUGAGUGAGGAAUUGGAAGGCCCAGAAGCAAAGAAGGCUCGAACAAGUUAUGAUGACAUUGAUUAAGAUCUGUAUUUUUACACUAUAUAAGACAGUGACAAUACCUGUGUACUUGGUAUAUGCAAUAGUGAAGAAUAUAAAAAUGAGUUAUUA
Molecule: messenger RNA, 1730 nt
Organism: Penaeus vannamei (Pacific white shrimp)
Lineage: Eukaryota; Metazoa; Arthropoda; Malacostraca; Decapoda; Penaeidae
Product: ethanolamine-phosphate phospho-lyase
Molecular function (GO): transaminase activity; pyridoxal phosphate binding
Source: RefSeq, a predicted model, not a curated record